CGCAGCAUUCUUCUAUUCGCGCAGUUCCGUCUGGUCGGCGACCAGCUGUUUGUACCGUCGUUCCCUUUUUCCCGCUGGCUGCCUGACCGGCCACUCGAAGGAUGUUCCGAAUUGGGUUAAAAUUUCCGUACAACGGUCUAAGUCGGAUAAAAAAACACGGCUGCUCCAGGUUGCACUUGACGGCCAGGUACUAUGAGACGCGAUCGCACAUUAAAUGCGAGCCGGAUGGUAGGUUGUGCAAGGAUGUCAGACUUAUAUCCAGACUCAGUGCACCUAAGUAUUCAACUGCAUCGCCGAAAAGUGAGAAGAGCAAAGGGUCUGGAACGUUGCUAACUCUAGGAGCUGUAACGAUAAGUACUCUAGGAAUAUUAACAUACGCGAAAACCAACCCAGAAUUUCGCGCUAGUCUCGAAGGAUGGGUUCCUGGCACAGACAAAGCUAUUCGAGUCAUCUUUCUAGAGGAUUCCAGCUAUUUCAACUUCAUUUUAACGUUCUUCGCGACAUUGAAGCAGACGAUAACGGAUAUGUUUGUCAAAGAGGAACCAAAACCAGCACCCAAACCAGUUUUCAAGCCAUUAGUUGAGAAAAAGGAAACACCUAUUAACCAGAAUUAUACCGAGAUUCGUGUUAGUAAAGAGAAGGGCGAGAAAGUAGACGUUGUGGUUGAGAAACCAGCACUGCCUUCCAAAAAUGUACCCAAAGAGUUGAUGCCGCAAAAUCUCGUUGAUUUAGAAACUUCUUGUGGCGAGGCCGCUUCUAAAGCCAUUGCAGCCUACCACAAGGCAACAUGCGCAGUCGAGGAGUACAAUCGCGACGUUGUCAAGGUGGUCGAAAGCACCGGCAGUGCAAUAAGCGGCGUCGUUUGGCAAAGGCUAAAGGAUGUGACGGAGAAGAAGAAGGAGGCGGUGCGACAAGCGGAGGAGCGUGCGAAAGAUGCAUUCGAUUUGCUCAAGCGCAUGUACAACUUAAUCGACGAGCCAAUACUGGAUGCGCCCGCCCAUAUGAAAACUGCUGCCAGACGAAACGUCAGAAAGAUUCUGGACGAUGUGGACGAGGCCAAGAGAAAGUACAACGAGGAGGUGCGUAGCGGUAACAUCACGGAGCGCUAUUGGCAGCAGGUCAAGACGGCGCGGGAAAACUUCAACGAAGAAUUGCAAAUUCUGUUCCCUAGUAUAAAUAUCCACGAAAAGAAGCUGUCCGUCAACGAGGAAGCGUUCGAUUUAUUCGUUCUGCAUAUGUAUCACAAAGUCAACAACCUGCAGAAGGAAUUGGAGAAACUAAGGACAGUCAACGAAAGUAAAAUAAAAUCGGCAUUAAGAACGUCCAGUGAAGGUGCAGAUGAAGAAAAGUUGGAAGCGUUAGUCUGUCUCGCGGUGAACCAAGAGAAGCUCACUCUCCAAGAAGAUCACGAGAAAAUGCUGCUGGCGGAGCAGAAGAAGUUCGACGAGGAGUUGCGGCGGCAGCUGAAAUUGCAGACGGAAAUACACGCCGAUCAUCUUCGAGAGGCACUUUCGAUCAAAGAGCAGGAAACGCAAAGGACACUGCAGCGCACGCUCAACGAGCAAGCUGAGGCUGAGUCCAUAAAGUACAAGACGCAACUUGCUGCGGUAGUGGGGAAGUUACACGCUCUCUCGGCGGCUCUUAAAGCCCGCAUGGAGGAGGAAAAGGGUCUAUCGAACGUGCAGAUCCUCUGGUCAGCCUGUCAAGCUCUGUCUCGGGCGGUGAAAAUUGGACCGCCGAGUACACCUACGGACAAAGUAAUCAGACCAUUAGAACCUGAAAUUAAUGCAGUUUCCAAGGCGGCAUCGAAGGACGAUCCUCUGGUGUGCGCCGCUAUUCGAGGCAUUCCCGAAGAGGCAGCCAAGAGAGGAGUGUUUCCGGAAGAUGCUCUGCGCGAAAGAUUCCUCAAGGUGGAGAGGGUGGCAAGAAGAUUAGCCAUGGUGCCAGAGGAGGGUGCAUCCUUGCCUAUAUAUCUUCUUAGCUAUCUUCAAAGUUUCUUGAUCAUCAGAACGGCCAAUCCAAUUCCGAAGAGCGAGCUCGAAGACGAACCAAUCGACGUAGACUCGCUGAAUACAUACGACAUACUUCACCGUGCCAGGUACUGGUUGGAUCGCGGGGACUUCAGCAUGGUCCUGCGAUACAUGAAUUUACUGAAGGGCGCACCUAGAAGCGUCUCUCGGGACUGGAUGAAUGAGGUCAGGAUUCUGCUGGAGACGCAGUUGGCGGUCGACACCCUUUUGGCGCACGCAGGUGCAAUCGGUCUCUUGUAUCUCGGUGGAGGUUCGUCCAAGAAGUAAAGCGGGCAUAACACACAGAGAGGAGACUGUCCCGCACCACCACACAACGGGGACGUCCAUAAAGGAACGGAGCGGGACGACAGAGGGGAAGAGGGAAGAGACGGAGCAAGUGGACAGUAGUAGAAGGAACGCGGCCAGGACGACUACAGAGAAAAUAAAAAAAUGAAACCGCUGCCAGCCUUGUAUAGUGAACAAUGUUUUUUCUAGCAAUUAAACAAUAGGAAUAUUGUGCCGGGUGAAACGAACGCAAUGGCACUUUUCUUUGCCCCCGGAGAGCCAUUUCCCCACACGACCUUUGCAUGGAAAUCACACUCCCUCGCGCGCACCCCGCGUAACGCACCGCUUUCUGGACUUGAAUUUUUUUUUUCAUGCAAAUCACAUGUACAUGAAGUCGAGCGUAUCAAGGAUUUUGAGCGACUUGCAUUCAAUGCAACAACGAAUCGUGUAUAUUGUAAUAUUAUU
This is a messenger RNA of Odontomachus brunneus, 2759 nucleotides long. RefSeq names its product MICOS complex subunit Mic60 (gene Mitofilin). Bases 102 to 2297 code for a protein of 731 amino acids. Gene Ontology annotation, cellular component: MICOS complex. Lineage: Eukaryota; Metazoa; Arthropoda; Insecta; Hymenoptera; Formicidae. Gene Ontology annotation, biological process: cristae formation. The record is from RefSeq and is a predicted model, not a curated record. The transcript has 15 exons.